Messenger RNA from Copidosoma floridanum, 5175 nucleotides. RefSeq lists its product as uncharacterized. Gene Ontology annotation, cellular component: cytoplasm; membrane. Gene Ontology annotation, molecular function: zinc ion binding; metalloaminopeptidase activity; peptide binding. The record is from RefSeq and is a predicted model, not a curated record. Gene Ontology annotation, biological process: proteolysis; peptide catabolic process. NCBI's taxonomy places the organism in Eukaryota, Metazoa, Arthropoda, Insecta, Hymenoptera, Encyrtidae.
AUGCCGAAAGCUUCCAAAACAUUGUAUGCAAUCAUUUUGCUGCUGACGCUGAUGACGGUGAUGAUUAUCGCUGUGCCAUGCUCACAAGAUUCAAAAAUAUUGGACAUCUCAAAGCAAAAUGAGACAAAAAUCGCAUGGGAGUACAUCAACUACCGACUACCCGAAUCUUUGAAGCCAGAGUCUUACGACAUUUUCUUUCAACUCGAUUCCGAUGGUAAAAACUUUGACGGUCGGGUCACAAUAACUGCGCAAGUAGUUGAGACGACUAAAGAAAUUAAGCUGCACAGAGGAUCUAAUUUAAUCGUGACGAUGGUUUCGAUCAGUGUCCAUGCGGGCAAAGAAUCACGACCAAUCAACUCAAGUUACAACAAGAGAACCGAAAUAGAAACCUAUGUCCUUGCGGAAGCCCUACAAAAAGGUAGCAAGAUUGACAUAAGUUUAACGUACAAUGGGCCCUUGGGAGACGACAUGUUAGGAUUCUACAGAAGUACAUACGUUGACGAGAAUGGCAAAGAAAGAUGGGUCGCUGCAACGCAGUUCGAAACAAAGUACGCCAGACGGGCAUUCCCAUGUUUCGAUGAACCGGCGUGGAAAGCAAACUUUACCAUUGGUAUUUCAAAAUCAAAUUUUCCAAAAGGGUAUCACUGUUUGAGCAACAUGCCAUUAUCAACAAAAUCUACCGACGAACUCUGCGUUUUUGAAAAAUCCGUUCCAAUGUCAACGUAUCUGGUAGCUUUCGUAAUUUCGGAUUUUAAAAAUAAAACAAAAUCGUUUGUAAGCGUUUGGACACGUCCAGAACUUUCAAAGCAAGCGGAUUACGCAGUAGACAUUGCUUUGAAGAGUAUGCAAGUCUUGGACAAGAUACUGAGAGAAAAAUACCCCAUAAAAAAAAUGGAUCUGGUAGCAGUGCCAGAUUUUACUGAAUACGCUGGAGCAAUGGAAAAUUAUGGCAUUUUAACGUUUCGCGAAGCCACCUUGUUGUACGACGAGGAUCAUACGACGAAUGAAGCCCAGCAGACGAUUGCCUCUGUCAUUGUGCACGAGUGCUCUCACAUGUGGUUCGGCAACCUUGUGACCCCAAGUUCGUGGAGAUUUAUCUGGCUUAGCGAAGCCUUUGCCACGUAUUACCAAUACAUGGUUACAGCUCGGUGUGAAAAUACAUGGCAAAUGGAAGAACAAUUUGUCAUUGAACAGCAUCAAUUGGCCAUGAGUCGUGAUGCCUCCGAAUAUUAUAAUCUGAUCUCGAGGAGUGUUUCAACUCAAUUCAACGUUGUAGAAAAUAGAGGUUCAUUAAUUUACAGUAAAGGAGCAAGUAUUUUGCGAAUGAUCGAGAAAACCUUUGGGUCUGAAGUGUUUGAUUCUGCUCUUCGUAAAUACUUGCAACAAAACAAAUUUAAAAAUGUUACACCAAAAGAUUUGUGGAAAGCUCUUCAAAGAGAAAUCGACGAGAAGCUCGAAGAUGACAAAUAUCGCAUUAAUGUAACCGAAUGUAUGAAAUCUUGGACUGAAAAGAAUGGAUUCCCAUAUGUAAAAGUAGACAUGAAGCAAGAUCACAUUACUUUAACUCAAAAACGCUUUCUCCUUUACAAUUCGACCGAAGCGAAUGACAAAACGAUUUGGCAUAUACCAAUAACUUGGAUAUCGUCUGCAUCCGAGAAACCACCGUCUAAAUUGGAAUUUUGGUUGAAUCAAACGGAAAUUACAGUAGAAUAUGAGAGCAAUGAAAUUGAAUGGCAGAUCUUCAAUGUAAACUCGACAGGAUUUUAUCGCGUUCUUUAUGAUAAUGAGUCAUGGAAAAAAAUUUUUCAUGUGUUAAAAAAAGGAGAUAUAUCGAAAAUACCUGUGCUUAAUCGAGCGGCUAUCGUAGAUGAUCUACUGAACUUUGCCAGAGCAGAGAUCGUCAGUUACGAUAUUGCUUUAAGUGCCUUGCAAUAUCUUAAAAGAGAGACCGAAUACGUACCGUUUAAAUCAGCUUUCAUGUCUUUAGAUUAUUUAAUUAAUAAAUUUGCUGCUAGUCCCGAUUACAAAUUAUUCAAGGAAUAUGUAAUUUCCUUAUAUUCAAAUAUUUAUAAAAAACUGACAUAUGAUGAUAGUAAGACCGAUGGCCAUUUGGAUAUAUUGUUACGUCAAAAAAUUAACCAAGUAGCAUUAAAUAUUGAUUUAACAAUUAGUAAUAUACACGUUUUUCAUGAAAGUAUUCCCAAGAACCAAAGACCUGCUGCUUAUUGUGCAGCUAUCAAAUACGGCUCUGAUGAAGAUUGGGAAUUUCUAUACGAAGAGUAUAAAAAUUCGAGGGUCACAACAGAACAGUUAACUAUUUUGGAUGCACUUGGGUGUACGAAAAAUACUUCAAAACUUGAAAAAUAUCUGUUGAAUGUUUUAAACACAAACUACACAAAAAGUCUCAUUCAUAAGCAAGAUGUAUCAACCACAUUUAGUGCAGUUUAUUCAAAUUUAGAAGGGGCCGAAUACAUUUUAGAGUUUAUUGAAAAACAUUUUAAAGCCAUUGAACAAUAUUACAAGAGCUAUGACGAAAUUGGAAGAAUUGUUUCGGGAGUGCUGAAAAGAUAUCCGAUUAAAAAAUUUAUCGAUCGAGUCAAACAAAUGAUGAGCAGCAAUCCAAAUCAUUUUAAAACAGUUAAAGGAUUAAUGCGUAGAAGUAUUAAUUUAGCAAAUUUUGAACUUAAAUGGUUCAACAAACAUUCCUCCAUAAUAAUUGACUGGAUAAAAAAAAAAACAGAAGAAAAUACUUCUCAUUAUCGAUUACCUUCCAAUAUAGUUCCCAAGUCUUAUUCCAUUAAUCUAAUUCCAAAAUUUGAACCAGAUUUCAUUUUUGAGGGGCGGGUUGAAAUUGAAGCUAAAAUUCAAGUGGCAACAAAAAAAAUCGUGUUGCACUCUGACCAGUUAAAAAUUGACGAAAAGAAUCUGUUUAUUUCAUCGUAUGGCGAAAAGGUUGAGAUGUACAAUGUGAUAAAUACCUUUUAUGAGGAACAGUAUCACUUUUACGUGAUUGAACUAAAAUCUACUCUCAGAGAAGAAACAUUCAUCAACAUAACUAUUACAUAUACUGGUAACUUGAACACCGAAAUGAGAGGAUUUUACAGAAGUUCAUAUGAUAUUCAGGACAAGAAAAGAUGGCUGGCAGCUACACAUUUAGAACCAGUGGCUGCACGGAGACUGUUUCCUUGUUUCGAUGAGCCUCAUUUGAAAGCAACUUUCAAUAUUUCUGUGGUAGCGCCUGAAAAUUAUCACGUACUUAGCAAUACAAAUGUGAAACGAAUAGAAAACUUACUUUUGCUAUUACAUUGCAGAAACAUUUGGGAGUUUGAGACAACUCCAAUAAUGUCAACCUAUCUUGUAGCAGUAGUGGUAAGCGACUUUGCAGAUAAGAAAUUUAAUGACACUGAUGGAAAGUAUAAAGUAUGGGCAAAUCCACCAGUAGUCAAUCAAUCGGCUUACGCUGUAAGCGUGAUGAAGCCAAUCGUUACAGACUUUGAAAAACGAUUCCAAGUCAAGUAUCAUUUCAACAAACUUGACAUGGUUGCGCUACCAGACUUUUCAUCAGGUGCGAUGGAAAAUAUUGGAUUAAUAACAUUUCGAGAGACAAAUAUGCUGUAUGAUAAACAUGAGAUGUCAUCACUGGUUGCUAAACAAUCAAUUCGUAACGUCAUUGCACACGAAAUUGCACAUCAGUGGUUUGGUAAUCUAGUCAGUCCAGCCAGAUGGGACUAUGUGUGGCUUAGUGAAGGUUUUGCCCGCUACUUCCAGUACUUCCAGUAUACAAUGGACGAAAGUUCAUGGAAUUUAGAAGCUCAGUUUGUAGUUGAUCACUUGCAUAAGUCUCUUGCAACUGAUGGAUUACAAAGUACACAUCCAAUUACGUACAAAGUAUAUGCUCCGGCCGAUAUUAGAGCUAUGUUCGAUACGAUAUCUUACGCUAAGGCUGCUAGUAUAAUAAGGAUGUUGGAAAAGUUAGUUGGAUCCGAAAAGUUUUACAGUGCUUUAAAAAGAUACCUAGAAACUUUUCAAUUUUCCGUCACGGAGCCAUCAUCAUUAUUCUCUGCAUUCGAAAAAGAGGCUAUAAGUAAUUUUGAUGUCAAGGAGCUAUUAACAAAUUGGACCACACAAUCUGGUUUUCCAGUCAUAAAUGUGUAUGUGAAAAGAAAUAAUGUAGCAUUGACGCAAACUAGAUUUUUCAUAAAACCAAAAAGCGAUCCUAACAAGUAUGCAUCAUUCACAUACCUGGUACCAAUUACUUACGCCACUGAUGAGACUCCAAAUUUUAAUGACACGAAAAAUGUUAGAAUGUGGUUUAAAGAAAAAAGUGCAGAUUUGACUAUUCCCAAUGCAGAUAAGGGCUGGUUGAUCUUCAAUGUUCAACAAACGGGAUUCUACAGAGUCAAUUAUGAUGAAGCUGCGUGGCGACGAAUAUUUAGUGUUCUGGAUUCAGACAAUUUUACUUGCAUCCAUGAGAUCAAUCGCGCUAUGAUUAUAGAUGAUUUAUUUAAUCUGGCACGUGCCUAUCAGUUGGAUUAUGACAUACUUUUCGCGGGAGUUAAAUAUUUGCGUCAUGAAACAGAAUACGUGCCGUGGAAAGCAGCUAAAACUGGCUUUUCUUACCUAGCAAAACGAUUCGCUGGACGACCAACUGUUUACAAUGCUUAUAGAAAAUACAUAAUUGACUUACUACAACCAAACUUCGAAAAAUUGAAAUUCGAUGACAAUGAAAAUGAUAAACAUACUGAUAUACUGUUGAGGAAACUCGUUCUUGAAUGGAUGUGUUCUUUGGACGAGAAAAAGUGCAUUCAAAAGGCAAAGGACUUAUUCAAAAGGCAACUUUUUUUAUUGUUCAGCUAUGAAAUUCCACCAAACCAGAAAACUUUUGCUUAUUGCACUGCCAUUAGACAUGGAAAUCAAGAUGACUGGAAUUACUUGAAAAAAAAACUCGAAGAAUCUAAUUUUGCUACAGAGAAAAUAAACAUUUUAACAGCACUUGGGUGUUCUAAAACUAAAGAUAACUUGAAACUUCUUUUAAAUGAUGUCAUAAAAGAAGGAUCAUACGUAAGAUUACAAGACGCUCAGAAGGUGUUUUCGUAUGUUAUCGAUGGUGGUCUUACAGGAGUUGAAACGGCUUUGGAUUUUAUUAAAGAAAACCACGAUAGAAUGAAUAAAUAG